This is a messenger RNA of Blepharisma stoltei, 2426 nucleotides long. The record is from the annotation of a GenBank genome assembly. NCBI's taxonomy places the organism in Eukaryota, Ciliophora, Heterotrichea, Heterotrichida, Blepharismidae.
AUGUCUGAUACCUGCAGAGUUUGUUUUGAAGAAGAUAAUCUCAACAAUUUUAUUAUUCCUUGUAGAUGUAAAGGAAGUCAAAAAUACAUUCAUCCCAAUUGUUUAUAUCAAUGGCAAAAUACAACAAUAAAACGCUAUAUAAAAUCUCCUGAAAGAUACAAUAAAUUCCAAAUUUUAUAUUGUCCUGAGUGCAGAACUAAAUAUAAAUAUUUUUCAGAUAAUCCCAACUGAAAUAUUUUUGAUAAAAAUCAUCUUAAAGCGAAAAAUUCCUUUUCAGUGAACUGAUAUUGAGCUAUCAUUUUCUUUACUUUUUGGUGUUUGCUUUUGGCAAUAUGAUGCAAAGGGAUUAAACCAAUAUUUUAUAUUGCAGAAGGUGGGAUUAAGAUAGGCUUUAUUAGAGUUGGGGAGCCUGUGCCUGGAUUACAUGCUGGGAUUAUUUUGAAAGCAACUUCAGCUAUGUCGCAUGGAAUUUUUUAUAAAUCACAAAUUUUAAUAACGAAAUACAGUGCAAGUGAUGGUGCCAUGGGAUUUAUUCUUACUCCAAAAAAAUACCAAGGCAUAUAUUAAAUUAUAAAUAUUUUUUUAAUAUUUAAUCAAUCCAAUUUUAAUAUAUUAAAAGAGAAAUCAAAUUUAUUUUUAAAGCGAAACUGUUUAUAAUAAGUUGCAAACAUUUCUUAUCAGGUUUUAUUUGACAAGGCAUAAGCAAGUAUAUGGUAAACUCUCAUUAUUUAUCACAUAUUAAAUAAGAAUUACCAUUUUAUGAAAUUAUAGCCAUCUUUAUUUUUUAUUUUGCCUUUAAUAUAUAAAAUAUUAAGAAAUUUUUGCAAAAAUAAUACUUUUUUUAAAAUUAAAAUUUAAUUCGAUAUUUUUCAUUUCGGAUUUGAGCACAAAUUAAAUAAAAUCACAAUUUUUAUAAAAGUUUUACCAUUUUUAUUCUUACAUUUAUCUUUUGAAAAUUAUAACAUUAAGACAAACCAUACUUUAUUUUUAAAAUAUAAAUUUAAUUUUAAUAUCUAUAGAUCUUUAUUUUCCCUAUAUUGGGAUUUUAGCAUAAAUUAAGCAAGAAAUGCUUACUCCCCCCCCCCAUCCUUGAUCGAACGACUCGCCAUCGUUCGAUCAAGGAUGGGGGUUAAAAAAAAAAAUUUCGGGAAAAAAAAUUUUUAUAUAUAAAAUAAAAAAAUAUAUAGAUAUUUUUUUUUAUUUACUUUUAAAUAAGAGGGUUAAGAAUAUUUAAUAAUUAUUUUUACAGCAAAAAAUUUAAUUUAUUUAUAAAAUACCAAUUUUUAAUAUUUUGAUUUAUUAGUUACCCCUUUAAAUUGUAUAAAUUUUAAUUUGUUCCUAUUAAAUUAAUUUGUUUUUAAAAAGAUUUUAAAGAAUCUGUAUUUUAUUAGAUUAUUGAGUUUUUAAGCAUAUGUUGAUGACUAAAUCACUUCGGAUGGUUGAUUCCGCAGCUUUCUGUCGUCUCAAAGUCUCUGAAAACAACUUCAUUAUGUACAUCUUCCCAAGCUUUUGAUAAAUAAUAUAUUUUUAUAUAUAUAAAAAUUUGCAUGAUAUGAAAAUCGUUCGAUCAAGGAUGGGGUUAAUUUCCCCAAUUUUUAGGAAUUUUUACAGUCAAUCGUUCGAUCAAGGAUGGGGGGGAGAGUUAUAAUAAUUUUAGAUAUUUAAAAAAAUUUAAUCAGAAAUCCCAAUUUAUAAAUAUGAUAAGCUACAUUAAUAAUCACAUGAAACUUAUUCUAGUUUAAUAAAACGCAAACUUCCAAGAAAUAAUUGCCCAAGAUAAGAUCUUUAUCUUAGUUGCUGGAAAGAAUAGAAAGCCUUGCAGUCAUUAUUUCUAGUCUAAAUAUUUAAAUUACAUUAAAAAGUCACGAUAAUUUUGCUAUUUUGAAAUCCUAAAAUACUUAUCUCUUGAUUUAAUGAAAACAGCUUAUAAGCGAAAAUGAGAGGGUAAGAAUUUCCAACAGAUUAUAUAAUUUAAUAUAAUUAACUAAAGAUCUCAUAAAUAUAAUAAUUAAUAACAAUUAAUUUUAUAAAUCAAUAUUUUAUAAAAAAAAAUAUUAUAUUCAUAUUUUGCUCAAUUUAAUAGGAGUUAACUUUUCGAAAAAAAUCUAUCUUGCUAGGUCCUAAAGAGGAGAGUUAAUAAACCGAAAAAAGAGUCCUUUCCUGAGAAGUUUUAUAUAGGAGGCCCUGUACAACCUGAUUCUAUUUAUAUGCUGCAUAACAAUCCUGAUAUUGAAGAAUGUGAGAUGGUGAGUGAAGGAAUCUACUUUGGAGGAAAAGUAAUUUCGAAAUCUAGCGAUAUGAAACUCAAAAUGUUUUUUGGGUAUUCAGGAUGGAGUCCAUUACAGCUUGAUGGAGAAAUAAGAGCAGGAGUUUGGAAAAUUGUUGGAAAUGUAACCUCUGAAGAUUUAUUUAACGAAUUUUCUUAA